This is a messenger RNA of Acanthopagrus latus (yellowfin seabream), 1185 nucleotides long. RefSeq lists its product as uncharacterized. The transcript is spliced from 8 exons. Gene Ontology annotation, biological process: biosynthetic process. The record is from RefSeq and is a predicted model, not a curated record. Bases 168 to 992 code for a protein of 274 amino acids. NCBI's taxonomy places the organism in Eukaryota, Metazoa, Chordata, Actinopteri, Spariformes, Sparidae.
GCGGGUAAUCUCGCGAGAUGAGUCAGGACCUGGCUAAUGGAAUGUUUGCUAACUUUUCUCUCCUACGUGUUUGUAAUUUGUUAACCGUUAACAAAGCUAACAGUGCUAACACCGCUAAUAUAGCUAACAGAGCUAACAAGUGAGCGUCGUGUCGGUCCAGAGUUUAAAUGAAAGCUGUAAUUCUCGCCGCCGGUUAUGGGACCAGGCUCCAGAGGGACGUGCUGGCUGACAGCAGCGGGAGGUUCGCUCACCUGGCCGGUACCGCCAAGCCUUUGCUGCCGGUGGGACGGUGCGCUCUGGUCUCUCACUGGGUCCAGGCUCUGACCGCCUCCGGCUGUGUGGACUCCAUCUAUGUUGUUACUAACGCUGUUUAUCACGCUGCAUUUGAGGAGUGGGCGUCAAAUUUCACAAAUGUCAAGAUUCUCAACGAUCAGACGAGAACCAACGAGGGGCGUCUUGGCGCUGUGGCCUGUCUGCAACUAGCAGUGAAACACUUCAAGAUAGACGACCAUGUCUUGGUGAUUGGGGGUGACACCCUGUUCAAAGAAGAUUUCAGCCUCAGUAAAGUCAAAGAGACGUUUUCUGGCCACCAGGCGAAGUGUGAGGACAGCUGCCUGGUGCUGUCGUACCAGUGCAAAGACGAGGAAACUCAUAAAUACGGGAUAUUGGAAGUGGACGGUGACCUGCGCGUCCUCUGUAUGAAGGAGAAACCUCUUCCUACUGAGACGAAGUCGAGGAGAGCUUGUCCCUGUUUCUACGUGUUUUCGAAGAACAGCCUUCCUCUGUUGGACACCUUCAUUGAGGAGAAGAAGGAGGCUCCGAUUGAAGAGAAAGACGCUCCAGGAAACUUUGUGUCUUGGCUCAUUCCAAGGAAGCCGGUUUACGUCCAUCAGAUCUCUGGCCGGUUCGAUGUUGGAAACCUUCCCUCUUAUAUUGAAUGUGACCUUUACUUCAGAGAACAACUGCAGGAUGUUGAGUCUUACAUGGUGUAGAGGACACAGAUGGACAAAUCCACCAUAUUUAUUGCGGCGUGUUUAAAAAAGUAUCCAAGAUGAGCACAAAGACAAUCAAAUGAUCAACUUCAAGAAUCUGUAAGAGGAAAUCAAGAAUUUCAACUGUAAAUAUCAAUUGUACAUCAUUUUAUAAUUCAUAUUUUUCUAUUAAAAUGAUUUUUAUAUUCUUUCA